CCCACACCGCCAUCAUCAAACCAGAACUUAGCCAUAUCGAACGUAAGCAUUAUUCCCACAUUGCCCGCGCCCAGGGCACAGCAACAGACAGCAACAACAACAACAACAACAUCAACGACGACGACGACGACAAUCGCGCGACCCAUCAGCAUUCCACGUUCUGCUGACAUCGCGCGCCACCAGACACCACCCAUCCGGCCAACCACAAUAGCAACUAAGUAGGCCAUAAGCAAACCCAUGAAGAACACUUUUGGAAAUUAAUAAAAUCAUUCUUGAUCAGGCCUUCAGCCAGGAAAGUUCCUUUUUUAAAAACCCGUACCCGAAGGUCCGGUCGAUUUUUGGCGCAGUCGGUAGGAUGCGCAAAGUGUUAGCCGUUUAAACUUCGCGAGUGAAAAACUUCCACCUAUUGGACAACCAGGGACCAGCAGCCUAUUGGAAAGUGCCAGGGAGGAGGCGUUUUACUUCAACAAGAGACGACAGCACGGCGCAUUCGGACGGGAGCUCAUCCGUGGAAACGUUGGCGACGGAUUAUCGCUGAUUAGUGAGAAUGGCAACAAUAAAUCUAAUUGUAUUAUGGAUGAGCCUGACGGUAGCGACAUCGACAAUCAACAGUCAUAUACAAAUCUACGACUUACAAAAUAACCCAGGACUCGUAUCAUUACAACUCGGAGAAGGCAGAAUCAGGAUGGGUUCCCACAAAAUUUACCAUAUGAUCGAUAUGUCACAUGUAGAACCAAUCGUAAGAAGACUUAGAACAAUAAUUACAGAUUUAAAAAUUUUCAACAUAAAUGAUUCAAUAAUAUUGAUGAACAAAAAGCUAGAUACAAUAGAAAAAUCUUAUAGAAAAAUUGUACCCAUUGUUAGAACCAAAAGAGGACUUUUUAACGGUAUUGGCAAUAUGAUUAAAGUUAUUACUGGAAAUCUUGACAACAAUGAUCUUGUAAAAAUUAAUACACAACUUAACACAUUGUCCGAACAAAAUAAAGCUCUAGUAACAGAAAACAACGAACAAAUAAAGAUUAAUCUUAAAGUCCAGGAUAGACUAAACAGACUCAUUAAAAUUGUAAACGAUCAACAAGAUGUUAUCAAAAAUAAUUUUAUACACUUUAGACAAAAAUUUAUAAAUGGUAAAAAUAUCUCGGAUGAAAUCAAAGUUGUUAAAGAAUUGUUCAACCUCAAUCUUAAUAUCGAUCUUCUUGCUAAUCAUGUCAACAAUAUAUUUGAAGCAAUACAAAUGUCAAAAGUUAACACCAUUUCAAAAGAUAUCUUAUCCAGUGAAGAACUUAACGAAGCAACAAAAAUUUUGGAAAGUGAAAAUAUUAAUAUCGAAAGCUUCGAUCAAGUGAUAGAAUAUUUAGAUUUAGCAGUGAUUCACAAAGACAACAAAAUCGUGUUCAUCAUCCUGAUCCCGUUGCUGAGAAAAGACGUUUUCAUCCACCAACUACUAGAGCCAGUCAUCAAAAAUGGAAAAAUGCUUAAUGUUCAAUAUGCAGAGGCACUCAACAACGAUUUAUCAACAUUUCUAAUAACUGGAGAAUGUAAAGGAAUAGGACAGAGUAUCAUGUGCAGUGAACACCACGUUAAGGAUGUUUCCAGCGACACCUGUUAUUCGAAACUUUUACGAGGAAAAUCAGGCAGCUGCGACCUCAUAGAAGUCACCGAGGAGAGACGAGUUAAGCGAAUCAGUAGUAAUUACAUCAUUAUUACUGGAAAUGAGAGCACUCCGAUCACAUCCAAUUGUGGGCUCUCCAGCCGAAACAUUUCUGGAAACACGCUAAUAUUUUUCAGAAAUUGUACCGUUAUCAUCAACCAAACAUCAUUCAUCGACAUUGAAUACACCACAAAACAGCAACCAAUCAUGAUUCCGUUGAACGGAUUGGAAAUCAACAGCAAAACCAUAAGCACCAAUUUCACACUUCAAAAUCUGCAAGAAGUCAAUCUCCAAACUCGACAACAGCUGACAUUUUUACAUGAGCAACAGAAACGAUCAACCUUUGGAAUAUCGUUAAUACUUUUUACCAUCGUCAUCAUUUCGAUACUCUACCUGUCCAUAAAGCAUUCCUCAUGCACACCAAAAGCAACCAGUCAAACCGAACCGGGACGGUCCGUUCUUCAGGAGGGAGCAGUUACUGAACGGCCCACACCGCCAUCAUCAAACCAGAACUUAGCCAUAUCGAACGUAAGCAUUAUUCCCACAUUGCCCGCGCCCAGGGCACAGCAACAGACAGCAACAACAACAACAACAACAUCAACGACGACGACGACGACAAUCGCGCGACCCAUCAGCAUUCCACGUUCUGCUGACAUCGCGCGCCACCAGACACCACCCAUCCGGCCAACCACAAUAGCAACUAAGUAGGCCAUAAGCAAACCCAUGAAGAACACUUUUGGAAAUUAAUAAAAUCAUUCUUGAUCAGGCCUUCAGCCAGGAAAGUUCCUUUUUUAAAAACCCGUACCCGAAGGUCCGGUCG
Molecule: messenger RNA, 2471 nt
Organism: Aedes albopictus (Asian tiger mosquito)
Lineage: Eukaryota; Metazoa; Arthropoda; Insecta; Diptera; Culicidae
Exons: 2
Coding region: 548-2359 (603 amino acids)
Source: RefSeq, a predicted model, not a curated record